UUUCUUUCUUUCUCUCUGUGCGCUUUUUCACAAAAAACACUUGAACUGGGGUUGAAACUGAAACAGGGCACGACUCGUAAAAGGAGUGCAGCCUCUUGCCUCCUUCAUUCUCACAGUUUCCUGUUCAAGGAGGCCAUUUUGUAAGCUCAGCCUUGGAGAGGAACAACAACAAAGUUUGGCAUUGUUUUUGUUUUUCUUGCUCUCCCACAGCCCCGGGGGAGUUUCACAACCAAGUUUGGACUUUCUCCUCUGCAGAGCGGCGUCUUUGGACGGCAAGGAGGGAAAAGAAGGUGGAGGUGGGAAAGCAGUGGGAGGGUAGUUUUCUCCCUCACUGUGUCUGUCUGCUCUCACACACAUUGUUCAUGCAUGUCUUGUCCGGACUGUGAAAGGAGCCUGACGACGAGAGAGAAGAGGCAGAAAGGAAGAGAGAAACACUUGCUUCCUGGAUAAGGAUUUCUUCCUUGAUCCACUGGAAGGGGGUGGACGCAGGAGUCAGAGGAGUGUGUGCUCAGUGUGUCCAUGUGUCAGUGUGGGAAGCCCUCAGUCCUCUGAUAGUGUGAAUGAGUGGUGGCUUCUCUGACACUUGUACGCUGCACCUGGGCGUGUGUUUGUCACUGUGUAUGUUGAGAGCAGACAAGCGGACUCUGAAUGGCUAACGCUAGCCCUUGCAUGCCCUCAGGGCCCAUGGCCCAGGUCUUCUUCCCCCCUGGUGGCCCCUCGCCGCCAGGCUCGGCUGUAAUGCAGCAGGGGACACCCAUAUCCAUGCCCUCCAUGCACGCUCAGGGUGGCUUUCCUGUGAUGGACCUGACCUCGGUGCAGGGUGCUGGCGGGGCCGUGAUGCCUUCAAUGCCACCCACUCCAGCGGGGGUGUCCUUCAUCAUCCAGAUCGGUCUGACCAGGGAGUCGGUCCUGAUGCCCCAGACAGCUGACCUGGCCUAUGUAAAGCAAAUUGCCUGCUCCAUUGUUGACACCAAGUUUCCAGAGUGCGGCUUUUAUGGCAUUUAUGACAAGAUUUUGCUGUUCAAACACGACACGUCGACCAACAACAUUCUGCAACUAGUUAAAGCUGCUGGUGACAUUCAGGAGGGAGAUCUGGUGGAGGUGGUGCUCUCUGCGGCGGCCACAUUUGAAGAUUUCCAGAUUCGGCCCCAUGCCCUCAAUGUGCACUCAUACCGGGCCCCGGCCUUCUGUGAUCACUGUGGAGAGAUGCUGUUCGGACUGGUCCGGCAAGGGCUCAAGUGUGACGGAUGUGGCCUAAACUACCACAAGCGCUGCGCCUUCAGCAUCCCCAACAACUGUAGUGGAGCUCGUAAACGUCGCCUGUCCACCACCUCCCUGAGCAGCAGCCAGUCCCUGCGUCUCUCCACAACUGAGUCAGUGUACAGUGUGGGGACGACGUCCACCUGUGCAGAAGACACCAGCCUCAUUCGCUCACACACACAAAUGCCACGGACCCCCAGUGAAGCCCGGCGCUUCUACACGGGCCGACCAGUUCAUCUGGACAAGAUCCUGAUGAGCAAAGUGAAGGUGCCUCAUACGUUUGCUGUUCACUCGUACACGCGACCGACGGUGUGCCAGUACUGCAAGAGGCUUCUUAGAGGACUGUUCAGGCAGGGUUUACAGUGCAAAGACUGUAAAUUCAACUGCCAUAAGCGCUGUGCAUACAAGGUUCCUAAUGACUGCCUCGGGGAGACCCUUGGAGACAUGUUGAGUCCCAGUGCAGACCCGGAGGUGCCGAUGGACUACAGCAGCGAGUACGACGCCUCAGACAAGUCUUCAAUAGACGACUCGGACGAAGCCUGCAGCAUCCCUGGGUCCUUUUCUCCUGACAACAACCAGGACGGAACCAGCGGAGACCAAAGGUGUUAAGAAAAUAUGAACAUUUGGAGAAAGCUACCAAAGGAAUGUCAAACCAGUUAAAAACUUCAUCCUACCUGGUAACCCCCUAAACUUUGUCCUGCUUCGUCUUCCAGUGUUUACAUCCCGUUGAUGAGGGUGGUACAGUCGGUGAGACAGACAACUCGUCGAUCCAGCACAGCUAUCAAGGAAGGAUGGAUGGUUCACUACAGCAAUAAGGACACCCUGAGAAAGAGGCACUACUGGCGUCUGGACUGUAAGUGCAUCAUCCUUUUCCAGAAUAACACCUCCAACAAAUACUACAAGGAGAUCCCUCUAUCUGAAAUUCUGGAGUUGCGUCCGGCCAGUGACUUCACUCUCGUUCCACAAGGCACCAAUCCCCACUGUUUCGAGCUCAUCACAGCCACUAUGUGCUACUUUGUAGGGGAGGACCCCAACACCCUCCCAUCACUUUCCCCCAGCAACCCCCAGACCCUCCCGCAGACGCCUCCUUCCCCCAGCCAGGUGGCCCCCAACAGUGGCAUCGGGCGCGAGGUGGCAAAGGCUUGGGAGAGCGCCAUUCGCCAGGCCCUCAUGCCAGUCAUCUUCCAGGAUGCACCGCCAGCUGAGGGCAACACACCGCACAGACAAGCAUCCAUCAGCAUAUCUGUGUCCAACAGUCAAAUCCAAGAGAAUGUGGAUAUUGGCACAGUGUACCAGAUUUUUGCUGAUGAAGUGCUGGGAUCUGGGCAGUUUGGAGUAGUGUACGGAGGGAAGCACAGGAAGACGGGGAGAGAUGUCGCUGUCAAAGUCAUUGACAAGCUUCGCUUUCCCACCAAGCAAGAGAGCCAGCUAAGGAAUGAGGUGGCCAUCCUGCAGAGUUUACGUCACCUGGGCAUUGUGAACUUGGAGUGCAUGUUUGAAACCCCAGAGAAAGUGUUUGUGGUGAUGGAGAAGCUACAUGGCGACAUGCUGGAGAUGAUCCUCUCGAGUGAGAAAGGCAGAUUGCCUGAGAGGCUCACCAAGUUCCUCAUCACACAGAUUCUUGCAGCUCUGAGACAUCUGCACUUUAAGAACAUCGUUCACUGUGAUCUGAAACCUGAGAAUGUGCUACUCGCCUCUGCUGAUCCCUUCCCACAGGUAAAGCUGUGUGACUUUGGUUUUGCUCGUAUCAUCGGUGAGAAGUCUUUCCGUCGCUCGGUGGUCGGCACCCCGGCUUAUUUGGCCCCGGAGGUGCUGCUGAACCAAGGCUACAAUCGCUCAUUGGACAUGUGGUCAGUCGGUGUCAUUAUGUACGUCAGCCUCAGUGGGACUUUCCCCUUCAAUGAGGAUGAAGACAUCAAUGACCAGAUCCACAACGCAGCCUUCAUGUACCCUCACAACCCCUGGAAACAGAUCUCCAGUGAUGCCAUUGACUUGAUCAACAACCUGCUGCAAGUCAAGAUGAGGAAACGCUACAGUGUGGACAAAAGUCUCAGCCAUUCAUACUUACAGGACUAUCAGACCUGGCUGGACCUACGGGAGCUGGAGACUAAACUGGGCGAGCGUUACAUCACCCACGAGAGUGACGACAGCCGCUGGCAAAUGUUUGCCCGGGAACACACGUUGCCAUACCCGGCUCACCUUGUGCCCCCUCCUCCUGCACCGGCCUCCGACGAUGAGGAGGGCGGGGAGGACGCAGAUGUGCAAGGUCUCACUGAGAGGGUCAGCAUCCUCUGACCGCAGAGACAUGGAGGACUCAAGCUCAUUUUGAAACAAAGUGGGGAGAAGGAGGAUGGGGUGAUCCACCUGGAGUCUGAAAAGGACAGAAAGUUACAAAGAAUGAGAAUCCUGUCCAGCUUGUUUGGUCUUUCGAUGCACAACAUUUGCUGUGUGUCAGCAUUACAUCCAAUUUGACUUGUCUGCCUUGAGCUCUUCAAAAUGUCCUUCAAAUCAUUUACCUCGCUCUUUCUGGUCCUCUUUCAUCUUUUGAAGUGUUGAAUUCCUCUCACAUUGUCUGUUCGGCUGACCCAGCAGGUCUUCACAGAUAAAACUGGAGUCAAACUUUAUAUCAGAAUUGGUUACAGGAAUGAAAAGCAGCACAGUCCUUUCCUGUAGCUGCAACAUGCCUUGAAGGGAGGCAGGAAAUAGCAUUUCACCGCAAAGCGAAGAUAAGAAUUGUGGGUUGUUUUUUUUUAAAGGUGUUGUUCUAUACAAAUAGUAGUUAAAUUUAAGUGAAGCUGCAUCAAAUUAAAAGAAAAGUAAGGCUUGUUCAUAGUGUCGUUUAGCUGGGGUGACUGGAAUUACAGUCCCUCUUAUGUCUUCACUAAAGGCCGGUUCAAUCUCUUUUCAGUGAUGGAGCUCUUUACAGUGACAAAAGACUUCCUCUGUGCCGGUAAUUACUAAAGUGAAUGCACGGAGGAAAACCCAUCUGUAUUCACAAAUGCAUUCCCAUAAAUUCAUGUCCUGUAGUGAAAACUAAAGUAUUGAUCUGGAGGGACAGCAAAUCCUCCAGUAAUUACCGCUGGUUUUGAGCCACAAUAGAGUCCUAAAAAAAACACAUGUAAUUAAAGAUGCCAUUGUGGGUUUAAAUGAACUCUAAUAUUCAGGAUGUUACCUGCUAUGACUGGACAGUUCUCAGUCACGCGAGACGUUUCUACCUGCAGCCAACAGAUUAGACAACACAAGCUUUAGAAGCUCCUGCUGAGUGGUGAAAAUUGCCUCUAUUGAUAUCGACAUCCCUGAAGUGAAGCAGUUCAUUGAAAUGAUGAACAACAUGUCUUAACAGCUGACUGUACUAAAGAUUCAUGUACUGGUAACGACAAGCACAUAAACAGACUAUCAAGAGCAGACUUCUCCCUGCGGUGUGAGCGCGAGGACAGACAGCUUGGGUUCCUAGACUAGAUUUUUGUUAUCGACUACCUUUUAUUGUCAAUAUGUUGCAUGUUUCCGUGAAGUAGAAUUUAUCUAGAUACGUCAUUGAACAUACUGUAGUUACAAUAGUCUAUCAUACGAAUGUGUAACCUGACGUUUAUGUAGUUUGUCAAAUAUGUGUAGACUGUGUCCAGCAUGUUUGAAGGAUGAUCCUGGCCUCUUUGACAGAUAAUACAAACCUUCAACAGUG
Messenger RNA from Stegastes partitus (bicolor damselfish), 4939 nucleotides. RefSeq names its product protein kinase D2 (gene prkd2). The transcript is spliced from 17 exons. NCBI's taxonomy places the organism in Eukaryota, Metazoa, Chordata, Actinopteri, Pomacentridae. Gene Ontology annotation, molecular function: ATP binding; protein serine/threonine kinase activity. Gene Ontology annotation, cellular component: cytosol. The record is from RefSeq and is a predicted model, not a curated record. Gene Ontology annotation, biological process: protein phosphorylation; phospholipase C-activating G protein-coupled receptor signaling pathway; intracellular signal transduction.